AUGCUAUUCAGGCCAACUAUACUCCUCCUUACCUUGGCCGGCAUGACCUACGCCUCACCUGCGCGCCUCGCCUCCCUCUCAACCAGAGACAACUACCCUACAAACAUCGGCAACCCAUCGUACUGCGAGACAACCGGAAUAUGCGACUCGUCCAAACUAUCCAACGGGAAUACUCAAUGCACCGACGACGAAAAAUUGACAUGCCAAUACUACAGCUGCAACGUUGCCUGGGACGAAUGCCAAAAUGACGGCAGCUUCGGAUCCUGCUCCAACGCUCUAAACACAUGCGAGCCCGUCGGAGGUCGACCGAUGUCCGAAAACGAUUGCAACAAUUUGUUCACAGGCUACGACGGCUCUGUCUGUCAGGACUGUACCUCGGCUAUUAAUGGACGGUGUCAUAUCAACCCGGAAGCCUAUACGGAAUUUUCCGAGGGAGAUGCUUGCAAAAAGUCAACCGAGGAGUGUCUCCGUGAAGACUCUUGCCUCUCAGCUCUUUUUGACUGCGAGUACAUUGGUGGACCCGAGAUCUCCGAGGAUACGUGCAAGCAUGCUAUUAUGGGGUAUCAGACGAGCGAAACAGAAAUCCAGGAGGGGCCUGUGUGUGAUGAUUGUACAUCUUACAUCAAUGAGAGAUGUCUAUUGGAUGAGGUCAACCUUUCUGCAUUUGAAAAGGAUUACCAGAUCAUCUAG
Penicillium cinerascens is the source of this 690-nucleotide messenger RNA. RefSeq lists its product as uncharacterized. Bases 1 to 690 code for a protein of 229 amino acids. NCBI's taxonomy places the organism in Eukaryota, Fungi, Ascomycota, Eurotiomycetes, Eurotiales, Aspergillaceae. The record is from RefSeq and is a predicted model, not a curated record. The transcript has a single exon.